AUGGCAACCAACGGCGUCAAGGUCCCCGCGCCCGAUCUCCAGGAAAUCCAUGACUUCCUCAUCGACCUGGCCACCCGCGCGGGAGAAGUCAUCACCGGCGCAAAGCCAUUGGUCCAUGGCGUCGACUCCAAGAAGAACAGCUCCGAUCUGGUAACGGAAUAUGACCGCGCUAUUGAGGCUAUGGUCUCCAAGGAGCUCAGAGCUAGAUAUCCCACUUUCGAAUUCAUGGGCGAAGAAACCUACCACCCCUCCAGCCCCCUCACCGACGCCCCCACCUUCAUCGUCGACCCAAUCGACGGCACCGUAAACUUCGUCCACGGCUUCCCAAACUCCUGCAUCUCCCUCGGCCUCGCCAUCCGCAAAAGACCCGUCGUCGGCGUCGUCCUCAACCCGGCCACCAACACCCUCUACUCCGCCAUCGCCGGCCGCGGCGCAUUCCUCAACCGCACCACCCGCCUACCGCUCAAGGGACCCGCCCUCGAACCCCUGCGCGGCCUCAGCAACGCCCUGAUCUCCGUCGAGUGGGGCUCCGACCGCGCCGGGCGCAACUGGGAGACUAAGCUGCGCACCUUCGAGCGGCUGGGCAAGAGCCGCGAGGCGGGCGGCGCGAUGGUGCAUUCCAUGCGCUGCUUGGGGUCCGCGGCGCUGAAUAUGUGUGCCGUUGCGGCGGGCGUGCUGGAUCUGUAUUGGGAGGGCGGGUGCUGGGCGUGGGACGUGUGUGCCGGGUGGGUUAUUGUGACGGAGGCGGGCGGGAUGGUUGUUGAUGGGAACCCCGGCGGGUGGGAGGGGGCGGUUGAUGGACGGAAGUAUCUUGCUGUGCGCGCGUCGCCGGGUGGGGAGGGUCAAAGGGAGAUUAUCGAGGAGCUUUGGGGGCAUAUGGUCGGGACGUUUGAUUAUUCGGAGUAA
Blastomyces gilchristii SLH14081 is the source of this 906-nucleotide messenger RNA. Its product is annotated as myo-inositol-1(or 4)-monophosphatase. Gene Ontology annotation, biological process: phosphatidylinositol phosphate biosynthetic process; signal transduction; inositol metabolic process. Lineage: Eukaryota; Fungi; Ascomycota; Eurotiomycetes; Onygenales; Ajellomycetaceae. The coding region runs from base 1 to 906 and encodes 301 amino acids. Gene Ontology annotation, molecular function: inositol monophosphate 1-phosphatase activity. The record is from RefSeq and is a predicted model, not a curated record. The transcript is spliced from 3 exons.